This is a messenger RNA of Spea bombifrons (plains spadefoot toad), 4388 nucleotides long. RefSeq names its product MLLT6, PHD finger containing (gene MLLT6). Gene Ontology annotation, biological process: regulation of transcription by RNA polymerase II. The transcript has 20 exons. Bases 10 to 2760 code for a protein of 916 amino acids. Gene Ontology annotation, cellular component: nucleus. The record is from RefSeq and is a predicted model, not a curated record. Gene Ontology annotation, molecular function: histone binding; nucleosome binding. NCBI's taxonomy places the organism in Eukaryota, Metazoa, Chordata, Amphibia, Anura, Pelobatidae.
AGGCCGCGCAUGCGCAUUGUCCCCGGUUGGUCGGCCGCCCGGCCCCGGGGAGAGUGUCGUCUCCAUGGGAGGAUGAAGGAGAUGGUCGGAGGCUGCUGCGUGUGCUCGGAUGAGAGGGGCUGGGCCGAGAACCCUCUGGUUUAUUGUGACGGACACGGGUGCAAUGUGGCCGUUCAUCAAGCCUGCUAUGGGAUUGUCCAGGUGCCCACAGGACCCUGGUUCUGCCGAAAAUGCGAGUCCCAAGAGAGAGCCGCCAGGGUGAGGUGUGACCUGUGUCCACAUAAAGAGGGAGCACUGAAGAGAACAGACAACGGAGGUUGGGCCCAUGUGGUGUGUGCUCUAUAUAUUCCGGAAGUCCAGUUUGCCAAUGUCUUAACCAUGGAGCCCAUUGUCCUGCAAUAUGUGCCCCAUGAUCGAUACAACAAGACAUGCUAUAUAUGCGAAGAACAGGGACGAGAAAGCAGAGCUGCAUCUGGGGCCUGUAUGACUUGUAAUAGACACGGCUGCCGGCAAGCAUUUCACGUGACAUGUGCUCAGAUGGCUGGACUUCUGUGUGAGGAAGAAGCUCAGGAGGUGGAUAACGUCAAAUACAUAGGAUAUUGCAAGUACCAUUUCAGCAAGAUGGUGAGAGACCCACAGAAGGUUACCCGUCUACCUUGUCCGUUCAUCCCAGGCCGAUGUAGCCGCUCUGAGUCCCCCUCUUUGGAGAAACCCACCCUGUACAGAGAGCGUCAGAAAAAGAGUCACAAGGACAGAGAACGAGUCAGGCACAGGAAGCACCGGGAUUCACCUGGUCACCUGACAGGACAUGCCCUUCUACCCGUCACAGCGGAGAAGCAAGAGAGCAGAACAGAAAGCCCAGAGGUGCAGCGGUCAGAGCUGAAAGGAAAGAAACCAUCGAGUCACAGGAGUCGCAAAACUGAUAGUCGGAAAGGAGAUGCUGGAGGAGCCCCACCUAUAGGUACAGGUAGCUCCUCUUCUCCUCCGGACCUGGUCAGCUUCCCCAAACUAGAGGAGCAGGAGGAAGAAGAGGGGGAUGAUGAAGAGGAUGAUGAAGAUGAAGGUGGUGGACCUUCCAGAGCAACACCCCACUCGCCACCAGAGCUCACUUUCUCUAGCUUUGGUUCAAUCAUGCGUUUCUCUAGUGAGUCGGCACACAGCAAGCCGUGGGACCCUUCACCGGGGGAUCGCCGACCUCAAAAGUGGUCAAGGGAUGGAACGGAGGCCUCUCGGGAGAAGAAACACAAGGGUAGUAGGAAAAGCAGGCAUGGCCCAGGGCGGCCAAAAGGCAGUAAGAAUAAUCCACCUCACAGCACUGCAUCCACCACCCUGCCUCUGCCAACCCGGCAUUAUACACAUUCUUCCACCAUGCUUUGUACCAGUCUGGAGUCCCCCUUGCUUUCUUCAGGUAUAUACACCAGUAAUAAAGACCCCAUCUCUUUGAGAACAGCUUGCAGUACCCCACUUCCCUCCAGCCUUCUGUCUCACCAGAGCUCCAUCCCGCCAUACAGUAGGACCGGCACUAUCCCCCCCUCCUCCAGCGCUUCCACCACGCAGGUAUUCUCACUGACCGGCUCAACAUUCAGUAUCCCCUCAUCUCAUAUUUUUGGAAGCUCCUUGUCGAUGCCUCCUCUUCUCAGCCAGGCUGAGAAUAGUCGUACAGAGCCCGAGCUGGAAGAUUGCAGUUUUGUAUGCAGAGGCAGCUCCCCCCGAGAAAGCCUUUCCUCAAUGUCACCAAUCAGCAGUCUGCCCCCGUUAUUUGAUCCGAGUGGUUCCUGCAGUCAGAAUGAGAGUGUUCCUCAUGUCACAGCCAACCUUGAACAACUGCUGGACAAGCAUGGAGAAGCAGGGGUUAACAUUGUAGACAUGCUUCAGGCCCUGCACUCCCUACAGAAGGAAAACCGCUCCCUGCAGGACCAGAUAAUGACCCUUACGGCUCGCAAGGAGAAGCUGCAGCUGCUGAACGUUCAGUUGUCUUGUCCAUUUCCCCCAACCCAUUCACAGCCCAGUGCUGCCCAAGUGGGCUCCCAGGAAUCUUUCAGCAGCAAGAGUCCUAAUUCCAAGAGCAGCUUCCGUAUUGAGAACUCUUUGUCUUCAGAGGACACACACUCUGGCUUUCCCAGCAGAAGUAGUUCUUGUCUGUCAUUACAUAGCACUCCCCCACCAGGCCCUGCGUCGCAGACAGGACCGUCCCUUCCGUCAAUGGCAGCAGAGCAGCUAAUUAAUGGAUUGGCACGAGCCACUGCUCCUGGUGGCCCUCCCGCACUAGCUACUAUGCCUUUGCUGGGGGCUUUGUCAGGGAGCCCUAGACCGCUGUCAUUGAAUGGUAUUCUGGGAAGCCUCAAUGGAGGCCUACAGGGGACGACAGGACAGUCCCAGAAUCCUCUGCACAGUGGUACCGGAAGCACACAGUUGCCAGCCAGUGUCUCGCCCAUGAACACCCUGUCAGAACAGCAGCGCCAUCUUGUUCAGCAGCUGCAGCAGAUCGCCUCCACGCAUCUCUCUGCGGAUCAGCAGAAUAUACUGUACCAGCUAGUUCAGCAAAUCCAACAGCGCCGGGAUUUGCAGCAACUAAUAACAUCACCGCCUGCUCCCCCCCUGCUUCCAGUGACAUCAGCGUGCAGCUCCAUGGCAUCAUCACCUGCCCCUCCCAUCCUUACAGCACAGACCCCCACUUUUAUGGCGACACAAGGGGAGGGGACAUUACAGAAAACCACAAGGGGGAGCGAGAAGACCCCCACAAGCCAUGACAAGGGAUAAGCUAAACACCUGGUGGACUUUCGCUACUGAAGUGAGAAGAUAAAACAUUCGGGGGGUUGGACCAGAAAAGGAGAAAAACCCAGGAAAGAACAUGACACUGCGUGUUCAUCCCAGUCAAGGCCUAGCACACGCUUCAUAGAUACUGUAGACUGUGUAUGGUUUUUCCCACCAGUAGCCAACAUGUCAGCAUGUAUGGAUAUUAUCAUGUGUAUGUUAACUCCAUGUCAUUAUCCCAUAUAGUUGUAUAUAGCGUACUCUGGGUUGUUGUACUAGGUUUGCCUUGCAUGAGACAAGUGUUUUUCUAUAGUGGAGAACACUUGGUGUCCACUUUAAAAAUACCAUCUGUAUAUAUUUUAUGUGUGUAAUAUUUGUGUAUACAUAUGUUACAUCUGAUUUAGAUGUUCAUUUAAUGGCCAAGAAGGGCUGCUAACAUUAGUCAGAUGGCUUCUGUUUAGAAUGAUGCCUCUUCACUAUGAGUGUUGGCAAGUUCACGUUUGUUUUUGUGGAACGUGGUUACAAGCAUGGAUUGUGAUGGCACAACAUUUUUUGCUUUUUUUUUCCCUUUCCACCUACAGAUUUGUGCCAGUUUUCCACUAGGUUUUUGGUAUUUGCACUGUGAUGCCGUAGCACCACCACCAUUGUCCUACCUUCCAUACCUUGUUAUGUAGCAGCCUCUGAAUUAGUGUUGGCUUGGCUAAUAGGCGCACGAAAGCCCCGUUAUAACUCAGAUGCCAGGAGCUCUGACCAUGUUGGUAACGCCAGGUGAUUUUUAAACAUGCACACGUUGUGUGUCUGGCCUCUCGCCUGUUAUCCCUUUGGGAUCUGAGCCAACCCCUUCAACUAAAUGAAUAUCUUCGCACUUUGGAAGUAGAACUUUGUGCCCCUGCGCCCUGGAUUCCAUAACUUCUACCCCCAGCCGAUUUCCGUUCUCUGGAGCCAGGGGCGAAGCCUGAAGCACCUUUUGAUACGUAGUAUCAGUCUGCGUGAAGGAUAAGCACCUCCACGUUAUGCUCUCUGUUGCACUGUCCUUGAGGUUCAACAUGUACAUGAGACCCAUAUUAGAUAUAUAUUUUUCUCUUACGUUUCCAUGUUUGAAUUGUUGGUUUCUAUACAGAGAGCGAUAAAUGUAGCUGUUUAUAUUGUGAAUCCAUUAGCACAUGACGUAGACUUGUGUUCCUUUUGUAUCUGUGGGCUAAAUAGGUAGGAUUGCUUUGAAUCGAAUUUAGGAAGACUUGGUUUUUCUUAUUUGAUUCUACAAUAUAGGCCCCAGUAUUUUGCACCUUCCAGAAGUCGCUUCUUGCGUCUGAAUGACUGUUUUGUACAGAAAAGUCUGUUUUAGCUUCAUUAAUGCCUGAGGAAGGGACCCAACAACUUGGUCUGGAAAGCUCGCAAUUAAACUCUCAGUUAGCCAAUAAAUGGUAUCCUUUUAACUAUACUUUUCUCCUGUUUUGUAUAGAGGAAGUAUCGUAUUCUAGUUUAGCUUUUAAGUGCUGCAAAUUCUACAGUCCUUUCUAUUUGUAACAUAAACGCCCAAACCCAAAAUCCCUCUUAAACUAUCCAUUCUAGAGGGACGCGUAGCGCACAAAAACAGAUUCAUCGCCUGCUGUUUCUCAGUUGACUACAGAAAA